This is a messenger RNA of Sphaeramia orbicularis (orbiculate cardinalfish), 6762 nucleotides long. RefSeq names its product argonaute RISC component 4 (gene ago4). Bases 165 to 2834 code for a protein of 889 amino acids. The record is from RefSeq and is a predicted model, not a curated record. Gene Ontology annotation, molecular function: protein binding; RNA binding. The transcript is spliced from 20 exons. NCBI's taxonomy places the organism in Eukaryota, Metazoa, Chordata, Actinopteri, Kurtiformes, Apogonidae.
AGCAGCAGCGGUAGCUCAGGUCAGUCAGUCCAGUCAGCAGUCACCAGGCAUCUAUAUUCCCUUUUCUUAAAUUAGCCACUUUAAGCUUCGCGAUACCGCCCCCAAUUUCAGCGUCGGUACGGAGCCGCCAGGCCGGGACAGAGUCGGAGAGAGAGGCCUCGGCCAUGGAAGCGCUCGGACCCGGCCCGCCUGCCCCUACCUCUCUGUUCCAGCCUCCGCGGCGUCCCGGCCUCGGCACGGUGGGGAAACCCAUCCGGCUCCUUGCCAACCACUUCCAGGUGCAGAUUCCCAAGAUUGAUGUCUAUCACUAUGAUAUCGACAUCAAGCCUGAGAAACGGCCGCGGAGGGUCAACAGGGAGGUGGUGGACACCAUGGUGCGGCACUUCAAGAUGCAGAUCUUUGGAGACCGGCAGCCUGGUUAUGACGGGAAGAGGAACAUGUACACAGCACAUCCACUGCCAAUAGGGAGAGAUAGGGUGGAUCUGGAGGUGACGUUGCCUGGCGAGGGGAAGGAUCAGACAUUCAAGGUGUCGCUGCAGUGGGUGUCUGUGGUCAGUCUGCAGAUGCUGCUGGAGGCUUUGUCAGGGCAUCUUAACGAGGUCCCGGAAGACUCUGUUCAGGCUCUAGACGUCAUCACUCGGCAUCUGCCUUCCAUGAGGUAUACUCCAGUAGGGCGUUCGUUUUUCUCCCCUCCAGAGGGCUACUACCAUCCUCUGGGUGGAGGCAGAGAGGUGUGGUUUGGUUUCCAUCAGUCUGUCCGUCCUGCCAUGUGGAACAUGAUGCUAAACAUCGAUGUGUCGGCCACUGCUUUCUACCGUGCUCAGCCUGUGAUAGAGUUUAUGUGUGAGGUGCUAGACAUACAGAACAUCAACGAACAGACCAAACCACUGACUGAUUCCCAGCGCGUCAAAUUUACCAAGGAAAUACGAGGCUUGAAAGUUGAGGUCACACACUGUGGUCAGAUGAAACGGAAGUAUCGGGUGUGCAAUGUCACACGUCGACCUGCCAGCCACCAAACGUUCCCCUUACAGCUUGAGAACGGCCAAGCCAUGGAGUGCACGGUAGCCCAGUAUUUCAAGCAGAAGUAUAAUCUGCAGCUCAAAUAUCCACAUCUACCCUGUCUUCAAGUCGGGCAGGAACAGAAGCACACCUACCUUCCCCUGGAGGUUUGUAACAUAGUAGCAGGCCAGCGCUGUAUCAAGAAACUGACAGACAACCAGACAUCCACCAUGAUCAAAGCUACAGCCCGUUCAGCCCCCGACAGACAGGAAGAGAUCAGCAGACUGGUCAAAAGUAACAGCAUGGUCGGGGGCCCGGACCCUUACCUAAAGGAAUUCGGUAUUGUCGUGCAUAAUGACAUGACCGAAGUUACGGGGCGUGUUCUCCCUGCGCCCAUGCUACAGUAUGGGGGCCGGGUGAGUACAGACACAGGGAGGGACUGUGGCAGGGGACUCUCUCCGCAGAAUAAAACAGUGGCCACGCCCAACCAGGGGGUGUGGGACAUGAGAGGGAAGCAGUUCUACGCCGGUAUCGAGAUCAAGGUCUGGGCUGUGGCCUGCUUUGCUCCGCAGAAACAGUGUCGAGAGGACCUCCUAAAGAGCUUCACUGACCAGUUGCGAAAGAUUUCAAAGGAUGCUGGGAUGCCGAUCCAAGGCCAGCCAUGUUUCUGUAAAUAUGCCCAAGGAGCCGACAGUGUGGAGCCCAUGUUCAAACACCUCAAGAUGUCAUAUGUAGGUCUGCAGCUCAUCGUGGUCAUCCUUCCAGGCAAAACACCUGUCUAUGCUGAAGUUAAACGAGUGGGAGACACCCUCCUCGGUAUGGCUACACAGUGUGUCCAGGUGAAGAACGUAGUGAAGACGUCUCCACAGACUCUGUCCAACCUCUGCCUCAAGAUCAACGCCAAGCUGGGAGGAAUCAACAAUGUCCUGGUGCCUCAUCAGAGGCCCUCCGUGUUCCAGCAGCCCGUCAUCUUCCUGGGCGCAGACGUCACACAUCCUCCUGCAGGUGACGGGAAGAAGCCGUCAAUCGCCGCGGUGGUCGGUAGCAUGGACGGGCACCCCAGCCGCUACUGUGCAACGGUGCGGGUCCAGACAUCUCGGCAAGACAUGUCCCAGCCUGUUACAUCUUCUACACGUGACUUUGAGGAGCAACUCUUCAGCCAAGAGGUCAUUCAAGACUUGACCAACAUGGUGCGGGAGCUGCUCAUCCAGUUCUACAAGUCCACACGUUUCAAGCCGACACGCAUCAUCUAUUAUCGUGGUGGUGUGUCGGAGGGACAGAUGAAACAGGUCGCAUGGCCAGAGCUGAUAGCUAUCAGGAAAGCGUGCAUCAGUCUGGAGGAGGAUUACCGGCCGGGCAUUACCUACAUCGUGGUCCAGAAACGGCACCACACACGUCUGUUCUGCUCUGACAAAGCUGAGAGGGUUGGGAAGAGCGGUAACGUUCCAGCGGGCACCACAGUGGACAGCACCAUCACUCACCCAUCAGAGUUCGACUUCUACCUGUGCAGCCAUGCUGGGAUUCAGGGAACCAGUCGUCCCUCCCACUACCACGUCUUGUGGGAUGACAACUGUUUCACGGCCGAUGAACUGCAGCUCCUCACCUACCAGUUGUGCCACACUUACGUCCGCUGCACACGCUCGGUCUCCAUCCCUGCCCCGGCCUACUACGCCAGGCUAGUGGCCUUCCGUGCCCGCUACCAUCUGGUGGACAAAGACCAUGACAGUGCGGAAGGCAGCCACGUUUCAGGCCAGAGUAAUGGCCGGGACCCCCAGGCCUUGGCCAAGGCUGUCCAGAUCCACUAUGAUACCCAGCACACCAUGUACUUCGCCUGAGCUAGCGAGCCAGUUAGCCAGCGGACUCUUCUCUCCUUUCUUUCUUUUUGUCUUUUAUUUGCCAGUUUUUCACCUCUUCUCCCACAUCUUUUUGUUCCUGUAGUCUGUCUCUUUCUCUUCAUACUCAAUCUACACUUUCUAACUCUGUACCAAAGCGGCUCUUCGGACGAGAGGGAAUCUGCUGUGUCCCGACGUCCAGCGGGUUUUGUUUCACGGGACAGGCUCCAACCAGCGUUCCCAAUCAAGCCGCCUGUUUAACCAGCAAUCCAGCACUGUGAAACCUGAGGGUUUCCAAUGCACAAGAAAAACGAAAAAACAAAAACAAACCAUACACACAUACUACCAGUUGAGCCAUUAUUUUGAGUUUGUUUUUGUUUUUUCUAUUUGAAUGUCUGCACUCUUGUGUUUGUAAGAUACACUGAGCAAUGGAGUGGAUUGGCAUAGUCUAUGUCAACACAGCUCUUUAGCUCUCCCAGCUAAGCAGGACUCUUAUCACUUUUACCUCAAAGCCCCUUUGGGCAAAAAUCUGUCACAAGGUCUGGGGUUAUCGGGUGGUGGGGAGGGAACUCUACAUGAAAAGAGAUGGAGGGGGAGUUGACCUUUUGAGAAUGAUAUAUAUAUUUUUUUCCUUUUUAUGAGCGUGUGUUUUAACUUUUUCUCCUUUACGGUCUUUUACAAGCGAGGUGACCUGGGUGUCCAUGCCCAUUAACUACUUUCCUCCCAUCUUAGAGAAGAAUAAGUGCGCAAGUCUGUCUGUCUGAGUGUGUUCAUCUCUGUAUAUACAUGUACUGCUGUAUGCGUGCGAAAGUGUGUGCAUGUGUGUUUCAUGGCAGGCCACUGAAUUGUAAAGGGAAAUCAAGGAGAUAACUGCUGUAAAUGCCUCAGAUUUGUUGUUUUUAUAUUCACACAUACAGUACAUAUAAGCAUAUAUUUACAUCUAUAGAGCAACUUUGAAACAUAUGACUUAAACAGGCCUCCCAGAGGCUGGUGUGGGUAUUUGUAGCAGUCCUGGAUCUCUUACUAAAUGAAAUACUUUAAUUUACAUUUGAAAUUGUGAGUGUUCAUGGGAUUUGCACCUUUGGGAGCAACCCGUUCCUUUAGUGCCUCACAAGAUCAUUAAAUCCCACAAAAGAGAAAGAAAAGGUAGCUUAAUGUGUUUCAUCCAGUGAGAGAAUCUGGGUCUGAUGUGUAGCAGUAGUAACCGUGGUCUGGCCUGUGACUGGCUCAGCAUUGGGACCUGUUGAAUGGCUGAAGGCAUUAAACACAGAGUAUGGUCUUACGCCGUUGUUUCUGUGUCGAAAGCGGGAUCUUAAUUUUCUUUGGACCUGAUUAUCUGAAAGAUUAUAUAAUGACACUGCUGGACUUUGCUUUUCUUGUUUUGUUUUUUUGUUUUUUGUUUUUUUUUUUUGUUUUGUAGUAUCAAGGGCCGGAAACCAACGUAGUCUUUUGAGGUCUCCUUUGCUUAUACUGGCCAAUUCAUUGCACUGACCCGGGACGCUAGGCAAGCAACAGAGGGCACUCUCAAUCUCUCUUACCUUUAUGCAUUUAUACAUACGAAUCAACAAAGCAGAUUUGUAAAAGUUUAAUAUAAGAUGUUUUGUGGUUAUCUUAAAAAAAACUGUUGUUUAGAAUUAGUAGUUUACCAUUGAUGUUGUUGUUGUUAUCGUUGUUGUCAAUGUUGUUACUAUUGUGAUGAAAUUUUACGGUUGGCGGCAAAGCCAGUUAGUUACUAGUGCGACUUCAGGAAUAGACUUCAGUUAUUGAGCUGCAGGUUAAGGGGUAGAGAUUUUGGUUGGGAAAUUUUUGUAGCAUUCUUGCUAACGGCGAGGAAAAAGUAGGCCCAGGAUGGAUAAAAUCAAGCUUCCUCUGUAGGUUCCAGUGUGACUAAAGGCUAGUGGCAGAUUUAAGGUAUUGCGUAGCACUCCAAAAGAUUUGUCGCCGUGUUUUCGAUCAGAUAGAUGGAGACAAUCAGGGAUUGUAAUCAGUAUGGACCUAGAUGAAGAGAUUUGCUAAAGCAGUCUGCGAUAGGCAAUGAGUUGAAUUUUUAGACUUUUUAAAAAUGGUUUCUAUUACUGUGUGUAUUUGAAGUAUAUCCAUCUUAAAGUCUACUAUUUAACGGUGUUUGUUUCAUAUUUUUAUGCAUUUUUAACACUGGAUUAAAUUGACAAUAAGCAUAAGCACUGCCCUUGGACCCCCUGUACAAACACUUAGUGCACUGUUAGCACAGACACUGUAGUAACAUCAGCAAAGUGCAGUGGUGACAGCUGCAUAAACAGCGCCCCCUGGUGUUGCGAUUCAAGGUGUAGGACAGAAAGGUGUGGAGAAACAGUCGACGUGCACGCCUCAUCAGGGGGGGGCAGCUCAGUGAAAACCCUUUUGUAAUAAACCACCCGUAAAGCAGCAGGUUUACUAUGAAUGAGUUUGAGCACCUGCCUGUUGAAGGCGUGGGCGCUGGCAGAGCAGCAGGAAGCAGAGAGUGCAGGGCUGAUGGGGGAUUUGGAGGGGGUUGUCCAGGCAUUGCAUGCAAUAAGUUUUACUCUGUGUUAAAAGGGGGGCAGUUUUUAACGUGCACUAGUUGAAUAUUCACCUCUAAAGGGGAAUGAUUUGUUUUUAAAUCCUUCAACAGAUUUGAUCUCUAGUCAGAUAAGCGAUCACUCCCUGUUUAUAACAUUGCAAAGCAAUAUUUACCCAGCUCUCAAAUGUGGAAAAACAAAGCUAUAAUUCUACUCAUUGUGGUUGUUGGUCUGUUCUCGCUAUUGUGUCUAUGUACUUAAUUUUUUAAUUUUGAUUUUCUUUAUUUUAUUUGCUUGUAUCAAUCAGUGGGAAUGUGCAUUUGGUGGAAUAGUUAUGUAGGCUUUAGAAUUUUUUCUUUCAAGUAACAAAAUGUAGACUUUGCUCGCCUGCAUGCCAGAGUAUUGUCCUUUUAAAAAAGAAAAAAAAAAAAAAACAUUUUGGAAUCAUAUUUAUUAUGAGAAAGGAAAAAAAUAUAAUGCUUUUUUUUUGGGUAAAUGUUUAUCAAUUUAGUGGGACUGUUUUAGGCUAGCAAUAUUUGUCCAGUCUCUCAAAGAUGUAUUUUAACGAUUCCUACACAAAUGUCAGUAAUUUAGAGGGGUACAAGCUGAUUUCAGAGGUGGGGGGGGGACCUGCUCUUUGCGCUGUGUUCAGAUCCAAACGAGGUACUUUCUUCAAACCUGGACCCGUUAAAGACCAGACCCCUUCCCCUCGUUGCCAGGCGACUGUAGCGGGCAUCCAUUGUGUCUCCUCGUUCCUGGUUUGUACCUGUGGCCACGCCUCUUGAGGGGGCUCUCCUGUCUCCAUGGCAACUUUGCUGACCCCUGGCAAAUGCACUUCCUCUUUGUGAAGGGGUCCCCAUGGCAUCACCGGAGCAGGAUUACCUCUUUUUAACCUUUUUAAAAAAAGAUCCAUAAUUCUUUCUGUGCCCCAAUAGAAAGAGAGCAUGAAUUAUUUUUAAAUUCCUCUCACUUUGAUAUAUUGUUAUAUCUUAACGGAUUUGUAAUUUGAUGUAAUGUGUAUUUUAAUUUUGUUUUUUCCUCUUUUGGUUUUUUUUGGGGGUUUGUUAUAGCUCUGCUCUGUCUUUUUUUGUUUUGUUUUGUUUUGUUUUUUUUCUGCUAGUGGUCUCUGAAACUGUGUGGUUGUCAGUAGCAACAGAACCACAGAACCAGAACGUUCCGGAUCUGUGAAUGGAAUGUUGUGGUUCUGUGAUUGGAACGGAACUCUUCAAAUCUGUUGGAAGGGGGCGUGGCAUGUUUUGACUCCGCCCCUGGCAGAGGGCCAUUCACAUGCUGUUAAUGCUAUUAUGUGACAUGUUCAAAUUUAUUUUUUUUUCUUUUUUUUUUCUUUUUUUUUAGCCUGCAGGGAAUUCUUGUGUUAAUGUGCAAAGUAAUAAAUUGGUAUUUUAUGCCCAUAA